Messenger RNA from Camellia sinensis, 653 nucleotides. Lineage: Eukaryota; Viridiplantae; Streptophyta; Magnoliopsida; Ericales; Theaceae. The record is from RefSeq and is a predicted model, not a curated record.
CCCCCGCGGGCUUGUUACAAUAUGUAAUUUGCCCUAAUAAUAAUACUAAUAAUAAUAAUAAUAAUAAUAAAAUGAAUUAGAUUUCAGAGAGUGUUGUUCAGGCAAAGACUAUGGCACCUCCAAAGCCAUCGAAGGCUCAUUCUUGGGUGGGUACAGCGCAAGAGAAACAAAGGGAGAUGUGUCUGUGAUCAAGCACUUGGUAGCAAAUGGUUCGUAGCUUUGCAAUCGAGGCCUUCUGUGUUGGGAAAGCCAGAAGCUUGGAGAGAUUGUGGGAUGUUGGUGGCCAGGACAAGAUUCGUCCAUUGUGGAGGCACUAUUUCCAGAACACACAGGGUCGCAUUGUUAUGGUGGAUAGCAAUGACAGAGAUCGAGUUGUGGAGGCAAGGAAUGAAGUGCAUCGCAUGUUGAAGGAGGACUUGGACGAGCUGGGAACCGAAGUAGGGUCCCAAGACGAAAUCGGAGGGUCGGGAUGGUGGAGGGGAGGGGUUUACGGCGGCGAUGGACUCGACAAAGUCGUUCUUGCACUUGUGACAGACCAUGUCGGAGAGGUUGGGUAGGGUUUCGAUGGAGACCCGUUUGUUGCAGUGGUAUCACCAGUACUAUAACGGAUCAGGAUCCGAACACGAUUGGGUUGUCUUUAGCUGGGUUUGAUU